This is a messenger RNA of Sorghum bicolor (sorghum), 2504 nucleotides long. RefSeq lists its product as uncharacterized. The transcript has a single exon. NCBI's taxonomy places the organism in Eukaryota, Viridiplantae, Streptophyta, Magnoliopsida, Poales, Poaceae. The record is from RefSeq and is a predicted model, not a curated record. Bases 580 to 2055 code for a protein of 491 amino acids. Gene Ontology annotation, biological process: positive regulation of growth.
UAAACAAAUCCGGCGCUCCCCCAAUCAAACGCUUCAACCAACGCUCCGUCUUCUGGUAAGCGCGCGCCUACCAUUGAGGCCAGGCAUUCCCACGGGGCGACCGUGUCUUCCUCCUCGUGCUUGCCUACUUACACACACACACACACACACACACACAUAGCCGUCGCCAUCGCGGCAUCGCCACCUCUGUCUCCUUCUCCGUCUUUCCUGUUAUCUAUUCUCCGCAGGGGCAGCGGCAAUAAGUUCGCGGGCGCCUUUCCCUCCUCUCUGCCCCAGCGCGAAAGAGCUAGCACCACCAGCGCCGACCCCCCGAUAUAUAAGAGGCUCCGGCCGUCCGUCACCCAUACCGAAUUACCAACCCAACCAGACCUGUACCGGGCGCAAAACCGCGUGGAGGGGAUCGUGGAGUACCAGCCAACAGCACCAGCGAGGCCUCGGCCGCCGACAGCCCUGUUGAAGCUCUACCGGCCGGAAUCUCUUCUUCAUGUCCGGUGGUAUAAUAACACGCCAUUGAUCGAGGAGAGCGUUGCAGGAUCGGAGCGAGAAAAGUGAGCUGAGAGAUCUCGAUAAAGUUCACCCAUGGUUGUGCAGAAGAAGCCAUGGCUGCCCGUCGACCUUCGGCUGCCGGCGGGGCCGCAGGCGUCGCUGGGGAUCCUGGCGUUCGAGGCGGCGGCGGCCAUGUCCAAGCUGCUGUCGCUGCACCGCUCAUUGUCGGACCAGGAGGUCUCCAGGCUGCGCUCCGACGCCAUGCGCUCGCCGGGCGUGGCGUACCUCAACUCCACCGACCAGGUGUUCCUCCUCAGGCUGGCCUGCGCCGAGCUGGUCGUGUCGCUGGACGCCGCGGCGGCCGCCGUCGCGCGCCUCGGCCUGCGCUGCGGCAUCGACUUCGGCGGCGUGUACGCCUGCCUCAAGGCCGGCGCCCCCGACGCGCGCCUCGACCCGCUUGUGGCUAAGGGCCUCAAGGUGAAGGCCAAGAAGAUGGAGCGCCUCGUCGCCGCCACGGCCAGGCUCUGCUCCGAGAUGGAGGCGCUCGACGAGCUGGAGUCCGCCGAGCGGAAGUUGAGCGUCCGGGGAUGGAGCCGCCUCAGCGGCCCGAUCCCACAGCAUCCACAGCAGGCGGCGGCGGCGGCGGCGGCGGCCCAGCAGCAGCAGCAGCAGAUGGCCGGGGAUUCACCCGGCGCGGAGUCGCUCCGGCAGGAGCUCAAGACGCAGCAGCUCAAGGUGAAGCGUCUCAAGGAGGAGUCCCUGUGGAACCAGAGCUACAAGAAGGCCGUGGGGCUCAUGGCGCGCGCCGCCUGCGCGGUGUUCGUCCGCAUCUGCUCCAUCUUCGGGUCAUUCGUGCCAGGUCUCCCGCCGCCGCUGCCGUCGGCCACCACGGACAGCGUCCAGACCCGGCUGUCGAAGCUGCUGCACCCGCGAUCGGGGAAGGCGAAGGCGUCGUCCGGGCCGAUCACGCGUCGGGACGGCCCGUCGCGCGUGCACCCGCCGAUGACGAGCAACUCGUGCCCGAUCAUCGGGCGUCCCCCGCCGGGCCAGCACAAGUCGUCCCCCACCAACUGGCGCAAGCUCCUGGACGCGCCGUCCCGCAGCGUCGGCGGGGCCGGGCUGGACCAGCAGUACGCGAACGUGAUCGUGUCCGCGGAGGAGCUGCUGCGGAUGGAGGCCGAGGGCCGUCAGGAGGAGGCCGCGGCGGAGCGCGCCGAGAUGUACGAGAUGCUCCCCGCGAAGCUCCGCGCGGCGGUGCGGUCCAAGCUCCGGGAGUGGUGGCGCGACCCGGGCCCGCUGGACGAGGCCCUGGCGCGCGGGUGGAAAGACGGCGUGGACCGCAUCAUGGCGUGGCUGGGCCCCAUGGCGCGCGACACGGUGCAGUGGCAGGCGGAGCGGAACAUGGACCGGACGCGCCGGUUCGACGGCGCGCCGCGCGUGUACGCGCUGCAGACGCUGCGGUGGGCGGACAAGGAGAAAGCCGAGGCGGCCAUCGUGGAGGUGCUCGUCGCGCUCAGCUGCAUCUGCUGGUACGAGGAGCGCCGGCGAGGCUCCGUCCGUCUCGGUUAAUGAAUUGAACCGUUCAACGCCUUCUUGCUCUCGCUCGAUCGGAUCGGACGUGGCGGUUGGGCGUUUUUUUUUUCUUCUUGUUCCUCUUCUUCGCCUGCGUGCGUUUGUCAAAGGUUUGAUUUGAAGAGUUGAUUUUUUUGGGCCGGGAGUAGUAGAAGUAGAAGCUAGAAUGGUGGUGCGUUCAACGGGUUAGGAAGGAAGGAGACAAACACACGACUGUACGGUAGUAGCAGCAGCAGCAAUAGUUGAAACGAAAUCGUUGAUUGGUUUGCGCGUUGGGGUGGCUGUCAGCGGCUUGACGCCGACAAUUGGGGCCUCGCUCCCCACUCUCCCGUCGGUCUCACGCUGGUGACAGAGUCCGGUGUAAUACAUAAAUGUCACGAGAAAGUAAGGAUUGUGUAAUAGUAUAUAUUGAUUCUUUGAAAUUCAUCCGGUCUAAGUUUGUAACC